AUGGGCACAUUGGAGGUAGAAAUUGCUCAGCAAAAGGCACUAUUGAGAGGCUGCAAGCUGCCCGACAUGAUGCGGUGGUACAACGUUGAAGUUCUUGCGACGCAGUGCCAAGCUCAUGAGAAGGAGUUGAUCUUGUUACGUGACCGAAUAGAAGAGCUGCAAGCAGCCAAUGAGACGUUGCAGAAUGACGAGCGCGAGGCCCGUUUUAGAGCUGCUGAGUACGAACAGGGAUACAUGGAUUUAGUUACGGAGAUCGAGAAAAUAAAGAUUUCAAAUGAGGUGGAGAAGGCCGCGUUGAUGGCGAAAAGCGAGGAGCAUGCGAGCUCGAUUGACAGCCAGAAACUCUACGACCUGGAGGCUCGAUUGACCACGUCGGAAGCAGAUAAAAUUGUUGCGCAACAAGACGCUGAGAGACUGCAACGUGACCUGGACGCGCUCGAAGACGUCCUACACCAGUUCCAGGUGGCGAGCAAGGCUCAGAAAGAGCGUGUUGAAGUGGAACUUGAGCAGGCGAAGAAAGAGUUGCAGACACGACAGCCUCUUCCGGAGCCUACGGAAGGAGAGGUGAAUGAUUUGAAGCGAGUGAUGGAGAAAUUGACCAAGAAAACACACGAGUGUGAACAGCAUCGAGAGGCGCUCGAAAGCACUGCGACCCAAUAUAAUUCGGAGCGCGACGUACUUAAUAAAAGGCUUGCUGCGCAAUUGGUGGUGGCAUACGUGGACAGCAAUAAGAAGGGUGAAGUACUUCAACUCAUGGCGCGAAUGAUGAGCUUUACGGAGGAGCAAAAGCGGCGAGUUGGUUUGGGUUAUCCAAUUGAAGGUAAUGGUGGUGGGGGACUCUUCUCGUCUAUUAUCGGACUUGUAGCUCCUGGUGAGGGAGGAAGCGCUCCCGUCGACCCGUCAGCGAUUGAAGGCAAGAGUUUUGCAGAUAUGUGGUCCGAGUUCUUACUCGAUGAAGCUUCCAAAGGGAAGUAAAGUGAAAUCAACAAAGAAUCAACUGCAUAUAUGAAAAGUGCCCAACAACCGACUGAAUAAGAGACCU
Messenger RNA from Phytophthora nicotianae INRA-310, 1042 nucleotides. RefSeq lists its product as hypothetical. Gene Ontology annotation, molecular function: small GTPase binding. Gene Ontology annotation, biological process: Golgi organization; endoplasmic reticulum to Golgi vesicle-mediated transport. Gene Ontology annotation, cellular component: Golgi apparatus. The transcript is spliced from 6 exons. The coding region runs from base 1 to 975 and encodes 324 amino acids. The record is from RefSeq and is a predicted model, not a curated record. NCBI's taxonomy places the organism in Eukaryota, Oomycota, Peronosporomycetes, Peronosporales, Peronosporaceae.